UUUACGUAAUACUGGAGCUCCGCUUUCCUGGCGGAGAAGAUGGCGGCUCCGGGACCGGGGGAGUAUUUUAGCGUCGGGAGCCAUAUCUCUUGUCUUACCUGCUUGGGCCAGCGUCUGCAGGGAGAAGUGGUGGCCUUCGACUACCAGUCCAAGAUGUUGACUUUGAAAUGUGAUCCCUCCAGCAGAAAGCCAACUCUCCACGACGUCAUCCUGAUCAAUUUAGCCUAUGUUUCUGAAGUGGAUAUAAUAAAUGACCGCACUGAAACUCCUCCUCUAGCAUCACUGAAUGUUAGCAAGCUUGCCAAUCGAGCACGGUCAGAGAAGGAAGACAAGCUGUCCCAAGCAUAUGCAAUCAGUGCUGGGGUUUCUGUGGAGGGCCAGCAUCUAUUCCAGACUAUUCACAAAACCAUCAAAGACUGUAAAUGGCAGGAGAAGAACAUAAUGGUGAUGGACGACGUUGUAAUCUCGCCGCCAUACCAGGCUGACAACUGCAAAGGCAAAGAGGGAAGUGCUUUAAGUCAUGUACGCAAAAUAGUUGAGAAACAUUUUAGAGACUUGGAAAGUCAGAAGCAARGUUCACAAGCACAGCAAACACAGAAGGACUCCCCUUUAUCAUCUUGAGUCAGCGCAGGGCAGUGUGGGUCGGGCCAGCCAGGGAAUGCAACACUGCGGCGGGCUGGUGGACGGCACGGCGGGGAGUCUGUCUGGACUGCCGGACGAGGUUGGCAUUCCUAGAGACCAGGAAGAUCCAGCGCUGAAGAGCACUGGGUCCAGAAGAUCAAAAAAACAGUAACGAAAAAGACACACAAAAAAAAGAGGAAAGAGUUAAUCUUAAAUUAGACUUUAUAAAGAUAAUUUAAAACAUCAACCAUGAAGCAACCAUAUAGUUAAAGGAAACUAACUUCAUCUCACUCAUCCCUCCCAUCAAUCCAUCAUCUUCCUCUUGUCCCCAAUGGCUUUUCUCCUUUCUUUUCCAUAAAUUUCAUUUAUUCAAAAAGAGAAAAAUAGAGCAGUCAAAGGCUUGUUAGCUUUAUUUCUGUCAGUUUCCUUUUUUUGCUAUAUCCAUGUUAUACAAGUGUCUGUUUUUCUGUCUUUUAAACAAAACGUGACUUGAAAUGCCACACUUUAAAAAGACAUUUUCUAAAAUAAAAGUAACACAUUCUGACUGUAAUACAGUAAUUUCAAUAGCUUUUUGCGAGGCAAAGAACACAAACCUUUGAAAGAGUCAGAUGGCAAAUUAUUGAUUUCCUGUUAGGUAUUUUCAUUGUACAAUGAAUUGUGGUAUAUGGAACAUUGUCUCUGCAAAAGAAUGGUCAGUCAAUAGUGCAGUAGGCCUAGCCUCAUUAAACUGCUGACCACUGCAUUCAUGUUUCUGUUCACAUGAAGUGAAACCGAAUGUGAGCUCUCGUGAGAUCGGUCUGGUUUUACAAGGCUCCAGUAGMCUACCAUUUAAUCAUGACUAUUCAAUGUGCAUGGUCAAACUUGGCAUGCCACCCUUUAUACACCUGACCAUGRACAUGCCGUCCAGUUAACUAAAACAUUAUACUGGUGUUGGUGCCAUUUAAAGUAAAGAUGUUUCAUGUAAGUUGUUCAACAACUUGUUUCAUGUAAGUUGUUAAGUUGUUCAAAAGAAUUUGACUACACAGCAAUUGUUAUUUCCUCAUUAGAAAAAGAUUUGAUUACAGAGAACUGACCCCAUCCCUUCAUUACCUGGACAUUUAAUUAAAAUGGGAAACGGAUUCUUAUUUCUCCAA
Molecule: messenger RNA, 1754 nt
Organism: Salvelinus sp. IW2-2015
Lineage: Eukaryota; Metazoa; Chordata; Actinopteri; Salmoniformes; Salmonidae
Product: protein LSM12 homolog A
Source: RefSeq, a predicted model, not a curated record